AUGGACUACUCACAGGUUUUUACCAACCUACAGUCAAUAUUGAAGGCAGCUUCAUCCAAAUGUAAGGUUGUAGAUGAAAAGUUCCCCAGUCGAUUUUUUGAGAAAGAUCCAAACAAGAUUUUCGAGUCUUAUAAAAAGUUUCUAAAGCCAAAAGUUGACGGCGAGGGCAAUAUCAAGAAUGAGGACAACCUACCGGUUACUACCAUUGCUGAACGGUUUGAGAGAGGCGAGUAUUUGAAAAAGCAGGACGGAUUCUAUAGACUGCUUCACGACAUAAAGCUUGUGUGCACGCUCCUGAUACACUAUUAUCCGCAAGGCACGCGAACCUAUCAGUUGGUGGACAAAUUCUACAAGUUUGCAACGGAGCUACUUUUACGUGAGUGCUAUAGAUGCGGGAUCACUUUGACGGAUGACUCUUCGGAUGACCAAUACGGUGCUGAAAGAGCUGCUUUUCACAAGCAGAUCGCUAACGAUUUCAUUAGAAUAUCGACUUCCUACUCAGUUCCCUACGCAGAGUCGUACUAUGUUAGCUCCGGCGACAUGGACCUCUUCUCGUCGACCAUCUCGAAAUCUCAGCUAGAUCACAGACCAACAGAGGCCCCUAAUAGCAAGUUUCUCCUGAACAAAGUUAUUCCACAGAUAGGGGACGAGAUCGCUCCUAAGUUGGGAUUCUUAGCUGCGAACGUUAGUAAUAUUCCCGAUCCAACCCUUCCACCUUACGAAAUGAUGACUAAGUUUCUGCAUCCAAACUGGUAUGCUAUGCCAACUACGGUAUGGCUGGAGUACGGCGAUUACAAGUCCUGGGCGCCAUGUUUCAAUGAAAGUGGCACAGUCAUCGACGCAGGGCGCAGGGGUACAAUUUGGCUUGAGAAAAUUGGCUAUACAAAGCUUCAAAAUAUGCGAGACGCGCAAAUAAGCGCGAAGCAGAUUGACGACGUGGCGAGCGAAAGGAAUGAGGUGGCCGAGGGAAAAAGUUUAGCGCCUCAAGGGAAUGGUGAAGCAGAAAUACCUGGCGUAGCCAAAACAGCUGAUGAAAAACAGGAUGUUGUUCCCAUUGACCAGCUUGCAAAUGGAAGGCAACAAGAAAAUGGUAAUACAAAUAAGAUCGAUCGCGAGAGCGAGUCGAAACCAGAAGCGGGUCUCACAGAAGCUCGUUUGCCUGCGAUUAAACUUGAAAAUUUAUACGACUGGGCUCCUGGGAACAUUAUUGAAGAUGACGAAAUCGAAGCAGUCUCAAAUGGAUCCCAUCAAAAGCUAAUAACGGAGCUACUUAUGGAAGUGGCAACGUUAAAAUCCAAAAGGGUAGCGGGAAAAGUGAGCAAACCGUACACACGAGAAAUCCAGCUCUAUCACAAAGUGCAGCGAUUGAUGAGAGAGUUAUUGCUUGCCAAACAAGUGACAAAGAUACCACAAAUAACAGCCCGUUCUUUUCCUGUGUUGCAGGCGAAUUACAUGGGAAGCAUACCCGUGGUAAGGACCGUCCAAACGAGAAAAAAGAAGUAUAGGAAGUGA
Molecule: messenger RNA, 1512 nt
Organism: Lachancea dasiensis
Lineage: Eukaryota; Fungi; Ascomycota; Saccharomycetes; Saccharomycetales; Saccharomycetaceae
Source: the annotation of a GenBank genome assembly